AUGUUUUUAGAAAAGUUCUCUCCGAGUGCUGAAGUGGAGAAGCUAAAAGAAGAAUUUCUCACCAUUGAUCAGGGUGAGAUGUCUAUUUCUGAGUAUACGGGUUUGUUCAACGAUAAAUCCCGUUUCUGUCCCGAGUUUACGUUGAAUCCAAAACUACUUUGUAAUCAUUACCAUCGUCACAUGAAGCCGGAAAUUAGUGAGUUUAUUGAUACUACUAUUUAUGAUGAUAUGCCUAAAAUGAUGAAUAGGGCAUUAGCUCGAGAACGGGAAUUGCAUAGGAAAGCUUCUGAUGUAGCAGGGAAACGACGAAUUGAGGAGAUGUCAUCUUCUUCUUAUCAAGCACCAAUUAAAAAGGUAAGAUUUGAGGGAAAGUCACAGCAGCAGCCGUCGCCUCAGCAGAGUAGACAACAGUUUAAACAACAAAGUCAGCAAGUGCGGCAGUUUCGACAACCCCAACAGCGCCCACAGACAUAUCAACAACCUAGGGUGGAUUGUCCUGUUUGUAAUCAGUGUGGUAGGCGUCAUUUGGGCGAGUGUAAGUUUGGGAAGUCCUGUUAUCGUUGUGCCAGUACCGAGCAUUUGGGAAAAGAUUGUCCUAUCCCGUAUCGAUUAUGCUUUUAUUGUUUUGGGGAUGAUCACUUGAAAGCAGAUUGUCCAAAAAUGAAAGAAGAUAAUAGGAAAGCUGAACAGAAAAAGAGAGAAACUGGGAAGAAUGUUCAUGUCGGAGGUUCUAGGCCUAGGGCUCGAGCUUUUCAAAUAACUACAGAGGAUACAAAGGAGUCUCAUGACGUGGUGACAGGUACCUUUAUUGUUAAUUCUAUGCCUGCACACGUGCUUUUUGACUCCGGAGCUUUCAAAUCUUUUGUAUCAUCUUCUUUUUGUGAAAAGUUUAAGCUUCCCUUGUGCAAACUUGAUUUCCCUUUAGAAGUAGUAGUAGCUGCUCAUAAAUCUGUAGUUGUAAAUGAUGUAUACAAAGACUGCAGUAUAGAGAUAAAUGAUGAGCUGUUUAAAACUAAUCUAAUUCCCAUGGAAACGGGAGAAUUUCAUGUUGUCAUAGGCAUGGAUUGGUUGGGAGAUCAUGGGGAACUAUCAAAUGUCAUAAAAAGAUUGUUCAGCUGCGCGGACCAAGCGGGAAGAAGAUAA
Molecule: messenger RNA, 1143 nt
Organism: Erigeron canadensis
Lineage: Eukaryota; Viridiplantae; Streptophyta; Magnoliopsida; Asterales; Asteraceae
Exons: 1
Coding region: 1-1143 (380 amino acids)
Molecular function (GO): nucleic acid binding; zinc ion binding
Source: RefSeq, a predicted model, not a curated record